UUUUUUUUCUUCAUGCAAAACAUGUGGUUAAAAAUGAGAGCAGAAAAUGUUAUGAAGCCGAUGGAGCCAGUUCCCUGUGGUAUCAGUUUUACUGAUAAAAGUGGUAAAAUGAUACCAGAGUGAAAUCAUAUUAAAGUGUGUGAGUGUGUGUGAUAUCAAGAAAGAAAAAACAAGAGAGAAACGCAAACCAAUGAAAAUCCUAAGAGUUUGACGCAUUUUUCUUACUCAUUUCUUGACGUCUUUUUAGUUCUGAUACGGCAACUCAACACACGUCGCCAAAGUUGUGUUCGUGAACGAAAUUUACCUUUUAGUCAAACAUUUUGCGUGCCAUCGUGUGUUUUAAUCGGAGCCUCACAUUUUUAAUGCUACACACAUUAAUGUGAUUCAGUCGCUUUCCGAACCCUGAGUGAACCAGUUGUAAAGUUGCAAACCAGUCUGGUUGAUUUUUCUUAUCUUCUUUUCGUUUUUGAUCUGGAAAAUUUCCCCAACAUGAUCACCGAUUCAUAAUUUUUUCUCAAAGAAAAAUUUUAUAUUUUCCAGUGAUACACUUUUCCUCAGUCACCUUAAGCGUAGUUUAACGUGAAAUAUUGUUAAAUCAUAGAAAGUAUAAAAAAUACAUUUGUUACUAAGAAUAGCUUUUUUUUCUCUCAAAGUGGUUUUUUUGAAUUGCCAAAAGCACAGUGUGAAGCUUUUAAAAUUCAAUCAGAGUGAUUUGAAACUUUCAAGAGUGUUUUGUUGAAAGAAAAGAAGAGCAAUAAAAAUCAACAGAUAUUUUUUUAAAGAAACUUUAGUGGUUUAAUAUUUUUAAUUCUUUCGGUGAUAAUUUAAUAAGAAAAUUAGAAUCAUGGCUAAUUCAAAGGACAAGAGUGGUAUGAGUCAAGUGACUUAUGAGUUUCCCUACAUGAAACCACAAGACAAAUUCUCUCUGGGUAAAUUUCUUUACAACAGUGAAAAUGGGACCAUUAUGUCACGAACACCAAAGGAUUGGGGAAAACUUCUUAUCUUCUAUGCCAUCUUCUACACAGUAUUAGCUGCUUUGUUUGCCAUUUGCCUACAAGGUCUUUUCUAUACAAUUACUAAGGAAUACCCAAAGUGGCAAAUGGAAAGAUCACUCAUCGGUACCAAUCCCGGUGUUGGUUUUCGUCCCAUUUCCGAAGAUACAGCUCAAGGAUCUCUAAUUUGGUUUAAAGCAUCUGACCCAGAUAGCAUUCGUCCAUGGACUAAACUGCUUGAUGAUUACUUAGCUCCCUACCAGAAUAAAUCUUUGCUCCCCGGCGGAGGAAAGAACCAAGAAAUGUGCGAUUUUGACUCUCCACCAAAGCCAGGACGCGUAUGUGCUGUGGAAGUAUCAAAAUGGGAACACUGCAACGCCGAAAAUGAUUAUGGAUAUUCAAAAUCAUCCCCGUGCAUUUUUGUGAAACUCAAUCGAAUUUUUAAUUGGGUUCCUGAUUUUUAUGAUGACGUUAACGAUUUACCAGAUGAUAUGCCUGAAGAAUUGAAGAGUCACAUUGCACAGCUGGAUGCGAGCAAGCGGAAGCAAGUAUGGAUCUCUUGCCGCGGAGAACAUCCGUCCGACCGCGAGGCAAUUGGGCCAAUUAAGUACAUCCCCUCACAUGGUAUGGCUUCAUAUUACUAUCCUUUCACCAACAUUCCUGGAUACUUGAGUCCAAUAAUUGCAGUACAUCUGGAAAGACCUGCACUCAAUCGCUUGAUCAAUAUUGAAUGUCGCGCAUGGGCCAAGAAUAUUCAGUAUCAAGGUGGACGAGAUCGUUCUGGAUCUGUGCAUCUAGAGUUAAUGAUAGAUUAAUAUACCAGAGAGAGGGGAUUCAAUGUUCAUUUUAGGAUCAAACAAAAAAAAACCUUGACAUUUAAUACCUUCUAAAUUGCUCUCACAUCAUCCUAAAUGGAAGGAAUUUUUUUUGUGAAACUAAAAAAUAAAAAUUGGAUAGAAAUUAAAUUGAGACAAUGUAGAAUGGGAGGUUAUUAAAUGAUAGAUAAAUCACUGUUAAAUAAAACAAAAAGAAAAUUAAUUUAAAAUGAAUUAUCAUAAUAUUUCUCGUCUUCUUCCAUCGAAUCACUGACUUUUUAAAAAUUUAGUGAUUUUAUUCUUCCUUAUUAAUGUUUGAUCCUAUUUUUUUAAUAUUGUACAGAGAUGAGAAAAAUGUCUAAUGGAAAACUUGUAAAGAACAGCUUUUGUGUAGAUAUACUAUAUGGCUGUAAAAAAUUUUUAUGUUGUAAUAAGUUAUGCAAUAUUAUUUAUGAGAAUAUGAAAUGUAUCACACUAGAUGAAAAAUCGAACAUUUUGCUUUAUAUAAUUCAAGUGAAAUUGAAUAAAAAAUUAAUUCUAUUCUAUUGGUAUAAAUUUUAAAGUGCUUAAAUAAAUAAAUACUUAGAAUAAAAAAGACA
Molecule: messenger RNA, 2406 nt
Organism: Lutzomyia longipalpis
Lineage: Eukaryota; Metazoa; Arthropoda; Insecta; Diptera; Psychodidae
Product: sodium/potassium-transporting ATPase subunit beta-2-like
Exons: 5
Coding region: 845-1807 (320 amino acids)
Biological process (GO): potassium ion import across plasma membrane; intracellular sodium ion homeostasis; intracellular potassium ion homeostasis
Cellular component (GO): sodium:potassium-exchanging ATPase complex
Molecular function (GO): ATPase activator activity
Source: RefSeq, a predicted model, not a curated record